CAGACUUGACAGAGCAACUGCUGUAUAAAACCUCCAUUUCACAGUCCUGCCAACACAACUUCACCUUUUUGCUGGCAUCAUGCUCAGUCUGCAAAAAAUCCUGCUCCUCCAUGUUCUGGCAUGUGUCGGACGACUCGCACAUGGAAGUCACAUCAUAGAUGGUAAAAAAGCCCCAGAGAACUCGAUGCAGUACAUGGCCUCUGUGCAGGACUACAACGGUCACCAUGUUUGUGGAGGAUUUCUCAUCACUGAAGACUUUGUAGUCUCGGCUGCACACUGUGAUGACUCGAGCCUCACAUACGUGGUUCUCGGCAACCACAAUCUCAAGAACGGCAAUCAUCAAAAAAUAAAGAUUGAAAACAAAAUCAUCCAUGAAAAUUAUCAACACGUUGGACUGGGUAAUGACAUCAUGCUGAUUAAAGUAAGUACAUGUUCAUGUUCACAACAGUUUCAUCACAUGAUGUAUUUGUG
Haplochromis burtoni (Burton's mouthbrooder) is the source of this 471-nucleotide messenger RNA. Its product is annotated as duodenase-1. Gene Ontology annotation, biological process: proteolysis. The annotation marks the transcript as partial. The record is from RefSeq and is a predicted model, not a curated record. Lineage: Eukaryota; Metazoa; Chordata; Actinopteri; Cichliformes; Cichlidae. Gene Ontology annotation, molecular function: serine-type endopeptidase activity. The transcript is spliced from 3 exons.